AUGCCGGGCAAGCUGGACACGACAGAGGCAGACAAGAGAACCCCAAAGUCCAUCAUCAUCUACCGCGGCGAUGUCGGCGUUCACGUGCGCUCGCUGAUGCACGAGUGGCGUAACGUCUUUCUCCCGUGGAGCAGCAAGAAGCUGCACGGCAAGAACAAGUCUCUGAAGGACUUCCUCGCCGUAGCCGCCACCUUCAGCGCCUCGCACCUGCAGCUGUUUACGGCCCCGUCACAGGGGACAUCACUGCGCAUCAUGCGCUUCUUCAACGGUCCCACGCUGUCGUUUCGCGUGUUGAGCUUCACCCUUCACAAGGAAAUCGUCGCCAAGCAGCGCCGCCCCGUGGCAGUCGACCGGGCCGCGUGGGAAGUGGCGCCGAUCGUCGUGCUCAACAACUUCACGCACCCCGACCUGGCGCACCGCGCGGAGGUGCCGCUACUGACGGCCACGUUCAAGGCGCUGUUUCCAUCGCUCAACGUGCAGACGAUUCAGAGCAGCGAAAUCCAGCGCAUCUGUCUCUUUCACUACGACCACGUUGAGCACGUGGUGGAGGUGCGGCACUACUACGUGAACGCGCGCACCGUCGGUGUCACCAAGACAGUAAAGAAGCUCUUAGAAAACCGACGCCCCACCAAGCUAGGUACGUUGGAGAGCAUAGACGAGGUGCUAGACCGCGAGGACGCCUGGUCAGACACGGACGGUGAGGGAGAGGAAGUGCCGCUUGCGCAGCCCUUCCGCCAGCAUCGAGAGCAGUGCCGCGUGAAGCUGCAGGAGAUCGGUCCGCGCAUGACGCUGCAGCUGAGCAAGGUCGAGAACGGCUUUGCCGGCGGUGAGGUCAUCUACCACCGCACCGAGAAGAAGACGCUGCGCGAGGUGCAGGUGAACGCGUCGAAGGUGCGCGCACGCAAGACGGAGAAGGCGAAGCGACGCGUCCUGCAGGAUGAGAAUGUGCAGCGCAAGCGUCAAAAGCGCGAAGACAAGCUCGAGCGCAAGCACCAACGUCGCGAGGCAGCCGCCGAGGCGCAGCAGGCGAACCCAUUCGAGGUAGCACACGGGGACGGCGACGGAUACGCCGCUGGAGACGAACAAUGA
Leishmania mexicana MHOM/GT/2001/U1103 is the source of this 1089-nucleotide messenger RNA. RefSeq names its product putative peter pan protein. Lineage: Eukaryota; Euglenozoa; Kinetoplastea; Trypanosomatida; Trypanosomatidae. The coding region runs from base 1 to 1089 and encodes 362 amino acids. Gene Ontology annotation, biological process: rRNA processing; ribosomal large subunit assembly. The transcript has a single exon. Gene Ontology annotation, molecular function: rRNA binding. The record is from RefSeq and is a predicted model, not a curated record. Gene Ontology annotation, cellular component: preribosome, large subunit precursor.